GCCCAUGUCAUGCUCGGCUCAUCAGCCGCAGCGCACCGUUGCCCGCCCAGUUCUCUCUCUCUCACCCUCGUCCUACCUCUGCCUGUGCGAGGCGCAUACUCAUCACGGCCAGCCGGGAACCCAAUCGUUGCGCUGCGCAUGUGCCGUGAGAGUCUAAUCCAACAAGAACCCGAUGGCCCCCCCCCACGGGUUCCAUCGCGGCAGGCAUGCAUUGAGCAGAGUAGUGUACUCCGUGGAUAGCGC
This is a messenger RNA of Colletotrichum phormii, 243 nucleotides long. RefSeq lists its product as uncharacterized. The transcript has a single exon. The record is from RefSeq and is a predicted model, not a curated record. The coding region runs from base 10 to 240 and encodes 76 amino acids. Lineage: Eukaryota; Fungi; Ascomycota; Sordariomycetes; Glomerellales; Glomerellaceae.